AUGUCUAGAAUUUCUGAUACUGUCAACAGCAUAGGUGAAUUUGGAGCAUAUUCCUCAUAUUUAAGCAAACGUUAUUACAUCGAUUUGACCAAGGACAUAAUCGAACUGCUUAACCAAGACUGGGAGAUCAAUCCAAGCCAACGGUUUAUUUCAGCAACAGCAUUAAUCGGAUCAGUAAUAAUUGAUACUGAAAACCAUCGUGGUCUCUUAAUCUUAGCUUUAGAAGUAUAUGGUCGUGACCCUGACAUUGAUAGCCACGCUGAACAACGCAGCUCCACUGGUUCCACUCUCCAAUCAACACCUGUACCGUCUGUAGGCCAUAAUGAUUUCGAAAUAUGUACCAUGCGCCAAACCGAAGGCAGCAAUGUUUCCAUCAAACUUAUAUUUGGUAUCCACUCUUUCAACGCCUUAAUUACUGCUAGUGCACGCAUUGACAGCGUGGUUCAUCAGCCGGAAUGCGGACCCAAUACUGUCCAUUUGGGUGUGUCUCCUAACUCCCAGUUGAAAUAUAAUUUGUAUCUUGAUUCCGAAUCAUGGUCUGAUUUUUUAGCGCUUGACAAAAAGACUGACUUGCAGCUCAUGCAACUUCGCCAGCUCAGAACUCGCUUCCAUAAACUUGACACGUAUUCUGCUUCGCGAUCCGCAUUAUUUCAUGGUUAUUUACAGCAACCCAUGACUGUAUUUGCAUAUGGCAAGAAUACAACAUCCAUCAAUUCAGGGUCACUAUCAUCAAGGUUCUUAACUAUGUUAGCUACGUCUGUUAUGAGGGAUGGUCAGAAUGCUCAUCUUGGAAAAGUCAAUGUCGAAAACUUGCUUACAGAAUUUAAUAAGGAAACGAAGGCUAAGCGUGUCAUUCAACGGGUACUUGAACUUUUUGGAGACAGUGGAUGA
Molecule: messenger RNA, 891 nt
Organism: Mucor mucedo
Lineage: Eukaryota; Fungi; Mucoromycota; Mucoromycetes; Mucorales; Mucoraceae
Exons: 2
Coding region: 1-891 (296 amino acids)
Source: RefSeq, a predicted model, not a curated record